CCGCCGCCGCGGGCCUCCCGAGCUCAUUUUUGCCUGGCUGGUCCCCGCUCCGCGCUCCCCAGUGUGGAGUGUCUGAGCCGUUGGCUGCUCCGAACCGUUUGGCUCUUUCCCUUAGUAACAGCUUUUCCCUUCUGCCUCAAUUCCUCUCCCCGCUCGCCCUGCCCCCGCGCGCCGCCUCCCCCCGCCGCCGGCCGCGUGCGCCCCCGCCCCUCCCCCCGCGGCGGGAGCACCUCCGCUCGCCACCUGGGGACCCGCGCCGCGCUCCCCGCCCCCGCCCGCCCGGCGCCCAUCCCCCGCGCCCUCCGCUCGCCGGGGUUAUAAUUGCCUCGCACCCCCCGGAGGGGUUAUUUUGGGGUGGUUGGAGGCGGCGGCGGCGAGGAGGGGAAUUUCCUUGCGCCUCCAUUCCCGGGAGGGGGGAGCGGCGUCGGAGGCCACCGUUUCCAGCAUCAGCAACAGCAACUUGUGAUUGGUGGCACCGGAUAUUCAGUUGUACAUCCCCACAUCAAUGCACUGCCAAUGGAUUUUCUCAUUCGGCGUUUACCUUUGGUAUAGAAAGCCAUAUCAGUCAAUCAAACAUAAAUGGUGCCCUUGUCCCACCUGCUGCAUUGAUUUCUAUCAUCCAGAAAGGUCUACAGUAUGUAGAGGCAGAAGUUAGUAUUAAUGAGGAUGGUACCUUGUUCGAUGGUCGACCAAUAGAGUCUUUGUCACUGAUAGAUGCCGUAAUGCCUGAUGUAGUACAAACAAGACAACAAGCGUACAGAGACAAGCUUGCACAGCAACAAGCAGCAGCUGCAGCAGCUGCCGCAGCUGCCACAAACCAACAAGGAUCUGCAAAAAAUGGCGAAAACACAGCAAAUGGAGAGGAGAAUGGGGCACAUACUAUAGCAAAUAAUCAUACUGAUAUGAUGGAGGUGGAUGGGGAUGUUGAAAUCCCUCCUAACAAGGCAGUUGUGUUACGGGGCCAUGAAUCUGAAGUGUUCAUCUGUGCCUGGAACCCUGUUAGUGAUCUCUUGGCAUCGGGGUCUGGAGACUCCACAGCAAGAAUCUGGAAUCUUAGUGAAAAUAGCACCAGUGGUUCCACACAGUUAGUACUUCGACAUUGUAUACGAGAAGGAGGGCAAGAUGUCCCCAGCAACAAGGACGUGACUUCUCUAGACUGGAAUAGUGAAGGUACACUUCUAGCAACUGGUUCAUACGAUGGGUUUGCCAGAAUAUGGACUAAAGAUGGUAACCUUGCUAGCACCUUAGGGCAACAUAAAGGCCCUAUAUUUGCAUUAAAAUGGAAUAAGAAAGGAAAUUUCAUCCUAAGUGCUGGAGUAGACAAGACAACCAUUAUUUGGGAUGCACACACUGGUGAAGCCAAGCAACAGUUUCCUUUUCAUUCAGCACCAGCAUUGGAUGUUGACUGGCAGAGCAACAACACCUUUGCCUCUUGUAGUACAGAUAUGUGCAUUCAUGUCUGCAAAUUAGGACAAGACAGACCUAUUAAAACAUUCCAGGGACACACGAAUGAAGUAAAUGCUAUCAAAUGGGACCCAACUGGCAAUCUCCUGGCCUCUUGUUCUGAUGACAUGACUUUGAAGAUAUGGAGUAUGAAACAAGACAAUUGUGUCCAUGAUUUGCAAGCACAUAAUAAAGAAAUUUAUACUAUCAAGUGGAGUCCAACAGGACCAGGGACAAAUAAUCCAAAUGCCAACCUUAUGUUAGCAAGUGCAUCCUUUGACUCUACUGUUAGAUUAUGGGAUGUAGACCGAGGAAUUUGCAUCCAUACCUUGACAAAACACCAAGAACCUGUGUACAGUGUAGCUUUCAGUCCUGAUGGCAGGUAUCUGGCAAGUGGGUCUUUUGACAAAUGUGUGCACAUCUGGAACACACAGACGGGUGCUCUAGUUCACAGCUAUAGGGGAACAGGUGGGAUCUUCGAAGUUUGCUGGAAUGCAGCAGGAGACAAGGUUGGAGCCAGUGCGUCAGAUGGCUCAGUUUGUGUAUUAGACCUUCGGAAAUAGCGCUACUAGUUGGAAGCCAUGGACCGACUAUGAAUGUGUACAUAGCCAAAAUGACUGUCCCUGACCCAUGUACUGCUAUCGUCCCACUUGAACCAUGGCCAGUCCACUACAGCCAAAUCUAAAAGAAGUAUAUACACAAAAUUGCACCCUGAAGAUGGCAGAAUUUUGUCACAGCUUGUGAAUUCUGUUCACCAAGUGCUGGAAUCUAAUCUGCUGUGCCCCUAAAAUAGCAUUUAGAAGUUUUGGAUAUGAAAAACAGAAGAAAGAAAUAUGCAUUAUAAAAGCAGACCAUACAUGUACCAGUUUUUGGAUACUGAUGACAGCCUUGUUUCUCCCCUUUGAAUCAGCAGACACCAUGGAUUAUAUUCUUUUCUUUCCUUCAAUAGUUGAGCAGUUUGUAUGUACAGAGAAAAUGGACUUACAAAAACUUGCAGCAGUAGUUUGUUCUUGCUUUUAAACUUUUAUUUUUGGUUUAGUUUAUGAAUGCAUGAAGUAAGGGAGUGAAUCAGUUUCUUGUUUAUAUUUUUUUCACCAUUUACAAAAAUUAUUAAAAAAAAAUAUUUUAAUGCGUUCUUUUGAAAAGAUAAAUGUUUGGUACCUUUUAUGGCUCCCAGAGCAUAUAUUCAAUUGGUGCAUGUUGUGGAAGGAGAAAUUGGAAAUUAAUAAAAAUAUAUGACUUUGGUCAUGUCAAUCUGUAAGACACAUCAGUAAAAGGGUAUUAUGCUCUGUUUUUUUGUUUUGUUUUGUUUCAUUUUGUUUUAUUUUGUGAUGUGGCUUAAAUGCAGUAGUUUCUAUUUGGGGACAUAUUUCUGCCAAUUAAAGACUAGGAGGGCACAAAUUUUUUUAAAAAAAUACCAUAGAGAAGAUGCAAAAAAAAAAAGUCUUCUGAUGUUUUGUAGCCAUAACUAAAUUAUGGUUAAAAUGUGCACUAUUGUAAAAGGAGCAAAGUAGGUUUGGGGUUUUUGUUGUUUGUUUAUUUGUUUGUUUUGCUUUGUUUUUUAAGAGAUUAAAAUGUUUCUGGAUAAGGAUUAGCUUCUCAAAAGUGUCCAUCAUUCUGUGUAGAAGCUUAAAUAUGUAAUAUAACCAAACUCCAGUAUUAAAAAUCUCUCGUGUAACUUUUCUUUAUACAAAGCAAGAUAACGGCAUAUAACACUGCCAUUACGUGGCAAAAUGUUAGCUAUCUUAGUUUAAAAACAAUCUUUAAAACAAGACUUGCUUCAAGGUGUUUUUAAAUAGCAGUGAUUCCUAUUUUCUUUUUUAAAUGUAUACUUGCACUAACUUCCCUGCUGCUCUGAUUCUGCAUUUGUGGUACUUGUGACUACAUUUUUCUUCAAAUAUAGAUAGAUUUAAGCUGCUAUUUUUUUUUUUUUGUCAGUAAUCACUACUAUAUCAUGUCUUUUACUAUGUUUAUGAUAUCAAGUAUUUUCUUAAGGAUGUAGGUAUCAGAUCAAAUCUCCUCUUGUGCUCAUGCAACUAAAAGCAAAAAUUUAGAGAAUUGACAAAUGAUAGCAUGGGGCUAUGUUCAUAUGUGUGAUUAACAAGUUUGUUUUGAUUAAGGUGAGAAGCCAGAACUGUCAGUUUUGAAGAGAACAGUUGUCAAAUUUAUCUCUCAGAUUUUAAUUAAGGAAUCGCUUAGCAAAUUUGUAACACUAUUUCCAUUACUAAAUAUUUUGAGGCCUUUACUACUAAAAUUUUAACCUCUGUUUUAAGUACAAAGUGAUUUAGUCCAAGUAAUGCAGCUUUGAUUUUCAGCAUUUGUUGUUUUGCUAUAUUUACAUAAGAGCAUUGAUUGAAGCAAGUCUUGGUUUUACUAAGGUAGGAUAGCAUUUGCUAUUGUUAAAGAAAAUAAAUACACUUAAUUCCAUAAUACAUUGUUAUAUGUACCCCAGUUGUUGUUAGUGGGGACUAUGAUACUGUAAUAAUAUUUUUAAAAAUUUACAUCCAGAGAGGCAGUCAUUUAUGAUGGUUUUGUGCCAGCUGUUUUUAGGGUUUGGAUCACAUUAUACAUACUUAGAACUAUUACCCUGUGACUUAUGUAGGAAACCUAAUAUGCUGAGUAUCUGGCACUUGAAAUCCUGCUUUUAUUGCUGGAGGUCCACAUCUGUGGUAAACCUCUGUUGUUGUUUUAAAAAAAUAAAUAAAAAUAAAAAAAAUCUGUGCAAUAAUUUUUAAAUGUGCUCCCAGGAAUAGACACAAAUGUUUUACGUAUGUUUAAGCUGCAUUUUCCUUUAGCGAUGCAUUUGUCAAUUGCACUGAAUUUAAAUCUGAAAGUCAGAGGUGAUUAUUGAUAGUACUUUUGUAUUUUGAUAUUGACAGUUUAUUCAUUUGCAUACAGUUAUUGACUUUCCCCCCCAGCUAAUUAAAAGAUGGUCAAGUAGUUCUGCAGUAUAGCUGCCAAAAUAGACAGCUACAUUUUUAUGGUAUUGUCAUCUUUUCUGUUUCUUUUCUUUUUUUUAAUUUUUUUUAAUUUUUAGCUGUUUUACUUAAGCAUAAUAGCCACAGUAGAACAUAUGAAAGAUUAUAAAUACAGAGCUUUAUUAUCCUGAUGUCUUGGGUCUUUUAAGUGUAAACUAUCUGGAAGGUAUCCAUUUUGUAGGCUUGGGUUCUUCGUGAGCAUACAAUUGUUUAUUUUUGCUGCUGUUCUCAACAUCAUCAUUGCCUGCUGAUGUGCCACGAUGCUGCUCCAGUAGAUAAAAAGCAGAUUGCCUCUAAUUUGAGCAGUAACAUGAUUGUAAGAGACGAAGUUUCACAGCAAGUAAAGUUUUAUAUUUGAGGUUCUUGCUCAUUUUUUUCUGACAACUUAUUCCUGAAGUUCAACUGACUCCAGUAGAUUUUCUGUGGUAUUCAUUAUAUAUCAUUGUUGUUUAGGCUACUGUUAAGAAGCUUAUCAUAAGGAAAAAUAGAAAGGAAAACUUGAAUGACUAGAAUAUUCACUGAUUAAAAUAGAAUAAAGAGCAGCUGUCACUCCUAAACAUCAUAAGGGAUCUUAUUUCUUCUCCAUGUAGGAAAUCCCCUAAGCUCUUAUAUUUUAUCCAAUCCCCAUUUCCUGUUGUUGAUCAGGUACCAUCAUUGACGUUCAAAUGGCUUUUAGAAGUGGUAACUUUUAAUUUCCUGAUAGGUCUUAGAGUGUAUUGAAUUCUGUUUUAAUUAUUCUCUAAGUAUGUUUUCGGAUUAAACCCCUUUUAUAGAUACUGAAAGUGCCUCCUUUUGUGAUGUAAAAAACAAAUAUGGUGCAAAAGUAAUCAUAAGAUUGAAUUACAUGAAGGGUGUUUUUUUUUGUUUUGUUUUUGUUUGCUUUUUGACAUAUAAAAAUGUCAAGAGAAAGGCCAAAGAUUUGUACAUUUUCACUUAUAAAGCACUCCUUUUUCCUUAAACUUCUUUCUGUCAAAUUAGAUUUAAUGAGAGAGUACUAUUUUUAAGGAGCUGUUUAUGUAGAAUGAUUUUGUUAAGAGUAAUGUAAACUAUUGAAUAGAGGCCUGAAGAGGAGUAUGCAUUUUUGCUAUUUAAGGAAUCACAAAUGAUAAUCCUUAUGUGAACAGGAAAAAUAAAUUUCAAAUGUAGUGCUGUUUAUCUUCUCAAAACAGUUCAUUUUCGUAAGUGCAUUUGUACACUUGGAUAGAACCUGCAUUUAUUCUCACAUGCUAAGGAUGGUACUUGCAUUUGAUGAGUUACUGUUGACAGUUUCCACAGAAUCCUACUCAGUGGACCAUCAUUGUGGCAUGGCAGCAAAUGCCAACAUUUUGGGGAAUAGCAGCAAAUCUACAAGAGACCCUGGUUGGUUUGUGGGUUUAUUUGUUUUUUUCCCUUCUGAAUCAGCAGGGAUGGAAGGAGGGUAGGGAAGUUAUGAAUUAUUACUCCUUCUGGUAGUAGCUCUGAAGUGUCACAUUCAGUAUCAGUUUGUUUGUUUUAACAUGAUUCUAGUUAAUGUAGAGGAGAGAGAAAACAGGAAGCAUUCACUUUUUUAAAUACACUGAUUUAGAAAUUUGAUGUCUUAUAUCAGUAGUUUCUGAAGUAUUAAUAGCAUUCUUUAUUUCUGCCUUUAUGUUGACAGUGUUGAAGCAGGGUGAAUAACUGAGGCUUUUUCUUUUUUUUCUAGUAAGCUAUUUCAUGAUGUUUUCUUCGGAUUUUUGGAUAAGUUCAAAAAAACAUUCUGCAUGUUGUAUCUAGUCUGAUGUACUUAUCCAUCUCACUAAAAACAAAAACACAGACUGCAUUUUGUAGCUCUGUAAUCCCUAAAUACAGAAAUGAUUUUCUUCUUUCCUGACUUUGACAUUGUAGCUGUAAUGUUCUAAUUUUGAUUUUUACAAAUCCUUUGGGUCUAAUUCUGUGAGCCUACCUAUAGCACUGGAUUAAAAUGUCUGCAUCAUUUCUUUAGUUAUCCAGUUAACUUUAAAACUGUUGUAAAAGUGUAAACCAGCCCAUGACAGUUUUUUGUACAUGUUGAAGAACUUUAUUGUUCAGUUUUCAUGAUUAUUGUGUAAGGAAGACUGAUUAUAGAUGUUCUAUGCUGUCCUGGACCAUGUUAGUUACACUUACAAUGUAUUUUGGUUCCACAUCACAAUGAUUUGUCCCCAAUGACCCUUUAUCCUUUCUAGGCACAUUUUUUGUUGUUGUUGUUGUUGCAGUUUCCCUUUGCAUUGUAUUGCUUUGACAACUGUAAUUUGAAUCAGAUCUGAAAGAGGUCCAGAAUAAAAUAUAUUUUGAUAUUA
Messenger RNA from Myotis daubentonii (Daubenton's bat), 6715 nucleotides. It is a transcript of the gene TBL1XR1, whose product is annotated as TBL1X/Y related 1. The record is from RefSeq and is a predicted model, not a curated record. Gene Ontology annotation, biological process: regulation of transcription by RNA polymerase II. Gene Ontology annotation, cellular component: histone deacetylase complex. Gene Ontology annotation, molecular function: protein binding; transcription corepressor activity. Lineage: Eukaryota; Metazoa; Chordata; Mammalia; Chiroptera; Vespertilionidae.